UUGAUAAAACUAUUUGGACAACCACUCAUUUUAGGAAAUAUUUUACACAGUGUUCUAUAUGGAACAUGUCCAAGCCUCUUAUGCCAUAGUUAAAGAUUUGUUUUAUCUGCUAUUUCAUAUUAGUGGAAAGUAUAAUCCAUUCUUUUCUUUAUCAAUCUCCUUCACCUUCCCACUCCAAAGAUCCUGAAACACAAAGAAGUUUGGGAAGAAAGUUGCAAAACAAUUAAGUUGUUUAGUAGCCUGUGACACUGAUAACAAGUUAUAUUUGAAUUGAGGUAAAUGGAACACGUUUUGUAUAGUGUUCCUAUCAGAGAUACUACUAGAGCCUGUAUGUGUAACAAGUGACAUAUCACCAUUUGGUAAUGUAACUUCUUGUGGAUGCACUGACUCGGAUAUUGAACCUUUAUUUUGAAGUUCAAUGUUUGUUGUCAUGUGAUUUGUAGCACCUGUAUCAAUAAUCCACUAAUGAGGUUUAUUGCUAACCAACAGGGCCCUACCAAUACCUGUCAUGUUUGCUGCAGUAGUAGAAGGUAUAGAUGCUGAAACUUGAUUCUGUUGUUCCAACAUUUUACAAAUUUGAUCAAACUGUCCAGGUGUAAACCUUGGUGUAGUCAUCCCAUCCUCUGGUAAACUUUGUGAAUUCUGAUAAGCACCAUGUGAUUGAGUCUGUUGAGGCUGCAGCUGCCAAUCUUCAACCACAUCAUUAUGAUCACUAGAAGCAAUCUUUCUCUGCUUACUUUUGUUAUCAACGUCACUUCUAAAGUCAUUGUUGACUCUUUGAUCUCCAUGUUUUGGAUGAUCUGGUGGAUAUCCAACUAACUUGUAGCAAUCCAUCUUAUAGUGACCUUUCAUCUUGCAAUGAUCACAAACAGCAUUUGGGUUAUAAGUUGAACAUAGUUCCUUUUUCCCUUCUGAUAACCACCUUGAUAUCCAGUUUUAGAGUACAUUGCAACAACAUCAAGUGUAGUAGGUGUAGCACCAAGAAGACCUGUUCCCUGUACUGACUGAGCCAUCUAAUUCUCAUCACUUAUGAUCACGGAGUAGUCCAUGUUAACAGUAGGUAGUGGUGUCAUUAAAAAGAUUUGGCUUCUUGCUUGUGAGUAUGAAUCAUUCAAGCCCAUUAGAAACUGAUACAACUUUUGUCUUUGAAGAUAAGCUAAAAAAUCUCUUGAUUUUUCACAGUUACAAGCAGGUGAUGGGACUAAAAACUAAAACUCAUCCCAUGAGUCUUUCAACUUAGUGAAAUAAACAGAAACAGAUUGAACACCUUGGGACACAGUUGCAAUUUCUUGAUGCAAAUUGUACGUUCUUGAUCCAUCUAUUUUAUCAAAUCUUUCUUUAAGAUCCAUCCACACAUCAGAAGCCUUCGAGGCAUGUACUACCCCUCCAAGAAGGUUACUAGACACUGAAUUCAUCAGCCACGACAGUACUAUUGCAUUAACCCUUUCCCAUUGGUUAGCUAAGUCUGUAGAGAAGAUUUCUUUCUUCCAAGAACCAUCAACCAUUCCAAACUUAUUCCGACCUAAUAAUGCAAUCCUAACUGUCUUACUCCAUACUACAUAAUUUUCACUUCCUUGUAACUGAAAUGAAGCAAGCGAAGUACUUGAGAUUUCUGCAGUUGAGAGAUACAGAGGGUGAUUGAUAUCCAGAGUAGUAGUAGUAAACUGAAACGAAGUACUGGAAUUUGCAUUAUUCGUUGGAGGUACAGUUGAAGUACCAAUUCCAUCAACACCAGUCGCGAUGGAAAUUGAUUACAGAGGAUUUGCAGAAGUACUCACUCCCAGAUUCUGUAGUUCUUGAUUUCAAGAACAAAUGUAGUUUUCACUUGAGAAUUAGGAUCGAGUCUCACGUACUGAUUCAAUUCAGUGUAAGCUCUGAUACCAUGAAGAAUUAAGUGAUCUUAAUGGUAAUCACCAUGAACAACUAAACAAGAAAGCAAGAAAGCAAAAGAGAAGAGAGGAGAAGAGAGAACAGAGAUAAUUAUAGAGCAUUAGCCAAAACUCUAAUUCUUUGUAUUCAAGUUGUGAUUCAAUAGUACAUGAUACAUGUGUAUAUAUAUAGGCAGUUAGUAAGUGAGCUAAUACUACUAGUAGGUUAGUUGGUUGGUCAGUGAUGAGCUAGAGGUUAGUUAUAACUAACUUCACUGAGUGAUUGCAGUAGUAAUUUGACAUGGUUGGAACACCUUUAACAACCUGCUUCAACAGAAUUCUGCUUUGUGCAAUUCUCCUGCAAGUUAAAGAAAGUAUUCUUUCCAUAACUUUUUUCAUUUUAGUGUUUGGUUUUUGGGAAAUCAGGCAUAGAACAUCUUUGAGAGUGAUGAAAGAGCAAAGAGUUGAUGAAGUGGAGGAUCAAAUAUCCAAAUUACCGGAGCCAAUUUUGAAUCACUUUAUGGGCUUACUCCUUGCUAAAGAUGCUGCACGAAUGAGUACACUGUCAAAGACAUGGUAUGCUGCUUGGAGUUCCCUCCCCUAUUUAAACUUUGGCGAUAGAUUCUUCUAUCGUGAAGUGCGUGGCCGCUGGAUACUUUCAGAAAACAUACAAGAGCUUGUGCAUAUUGUUGAUCAAACUCUAGCCAAUCGGAAGAAGCACAAGAUUUCUGUCCAAAAGUUCUGGCUAAAAGUACCAUCCAGUUACCGGAUGAGCUCAUCUUAUGUUCAUAAUUGGAUUAAAAUCCUGGUCACAAGUAAUAUCAAGGAGUUGAUUUUAAAAGUAGGCGAAUCAGAUAGUAGUUUCGAUAGCUUGCCUGAAGAACUCUUCGUUGCUGAGGGAUUAAACAUUCUUAAUUUACGUGGAUUUAAGCUUGAAUUGCCUCUUCAUCAUGGUAUAAAGUUUUCAUCUUUGCGAAAUUUAAGACUCACUGAUACAUAUUUGGAUGAGAAACUCGUUCAAGAUUUAUGUGCAAGCUGCGUUUGUUUAGAGAAGUUAAGGUUAUCCUGUUGUCGCGGACUAGCCAGCUUGCAAAUUGCAGCAAGUUUACUGAAACUGAAGACGGUUUGGCUAUGUUGCCUUCCUGAACUCCAGAUAGUUGAUAUUGCAGCACCAUAUCUUGAAAAUGUUUACAUUGAAAGUCAGCUAUGGAAUCUACAAGUAGUUAAAAUAACUUGUAGCAAAUCCUUGAAAACUUUGUACAUCGUUGAUGUGUAUGUCACUGACGGAUGGCUAAAAGAUCUUCUUGUCAAUCAACCCAAACUUGAGUGCUUGUCCUUAUCGGGUUGUUUAAAGUUGCAAGCCAUCAAGAUCUCAAGUGACCGGCUGAAGUAUCUUGCAUUAUCGUGGUGCUUAGAAUUGAUCGAUGUUGAACUGGAAACUCCUAAUUUAACACGCUUCAGAUGUGAGUGCGAUGAAAAUUUGCCAACCCUCAAGCUUAUGAAAGCUUCAGUUUUUCUAGUAGUUGAACUCGAAUUCUCCCUAACAAAUAUACUUGAUAGUCAUUGGUAUUCUGUGCUCAUGAAAUUUCUCGGAAACUUCAAGCAGUCAAAGGCUAUUAAGUUAGAUUGCUGCGACAAGAAUGGGAUAGUGAUACCAAACCACAUGAGAGAAAACUUGGUUCCUCCACUCUAUGGUACUAAUGCUAACUGGCACAUUAUAUUUAAUACUUUUGGGGAUUGCUCACUCAUGGACAUUCUUGAUAGUUUGCUUUGGAUUUCUCCUCAACUUGACACCCUAACUUUUGUUCGGGAGUCAAACUUAAACAGUACCUUGAAGUUCAUAUAUGAAGAUGCAUCAGCUGAAGGUGAGAAAUUUCGUUGGAGACAUAAGUUAAAGAAAGUCAAAAUGGAAAACUUUACAUGUAUGGAGCAACAAGAGUUAAGAAAUUAUCUUUUCACAAAUGAAGAUUAUAUCGGAGAAGAGGCGUCCGUUGUCUAACAGAUAAGACAGAGGUUUCUACAACUUUGGUUGUCUAAACUCAUGGAAUGAGCUUUUUGAUUACCGUAGAAGAAAAGAGUUGCAUUUACUCGCAGGCGAUGAUGAAGAGGCUAUAGCAGAUAUCGAGAAGUUGUUGAUGGUUUCAUUGUUAUUUGGUGCAUUCAAGGAAGUCUAGCAUUAAGGCCUAGGAUGAAGAAAGUCAUGCUAAUGUUUGAGAUAUUCUAUUGAACCAUGUUUUUCAAUUAUCCUUUUUGUACGCUAUGUGGCUCGGGAUCGCCUAGAUGUUGGCCCACCUGUAUCUGAUCCUCCAAAAAGUGCACUAUUUUUGGAAGGUCCAUGCAAUAUAGUUUGUGUGUUCUCUGCA
Capsicum annuum is the source of this 4231-nucleotide messenger RNA. RefSeq names its product putative F-box/FBD/LRR-repeat protein At4g13965. The record is from RefSeq and is a predicted model, not a curated record. Lineage: Eukaryota; Viridiplantae; Streptophyta; Magnoliopsida; Solanales; Solanaceae. The transcript has 2 exons. Bases 2170 to 3867 code for a protein of 565 amino acids. Gene Ontology annotation, molecular function: protein binding.